Molecule: messenger RNA, 1211 nt
Organism: Lipotes vexillifer (Yangtze River dolphin)
Lineage: Eukaryota; Metazoa; Chordata; Mammalia; Artiodactyla; Lipotidae
Gene: TIGAR
Product: TP53 induced glycolysis regulatory phosphatase
Exons: 6
Coding region: 11-820 (269 amino acids)
Biological process (GO): regulation of pentose-phosphate shunt; negative regulation of glycolytic process
Cellular component (GO): cytosol
Molecular function (GO): fructose-2,6-bisphosphate 2-phosphatase activity
Source: RefSeq, a predicted model, not a curated record
CGCCGGCGGGAUGACGCGCUUCGCUCUGACAGUGGUCCGGCAUGGAGAAACAAGACUUAACAAGGAGAAAAUCCUUCAAGGACAAGGAAUAGAUGAGCCUCUUUCAGAAACUGGAUUUAAACAAGCAGCUGCUGCUGGUAUAUUUCUUAAUAACGUGAAGUUUACUCACAUUUUCUCCAGUGAUCUCAUGAGGACAAAGCAGACCGUGCAUGGAAUUUUGGAGAAGAGCAAAUUUUGCAAAGAUAUGACAGUAAAGUAUGAUUCAAGACUUCGAGAAAGGAAAUACGGGGUUGCGGAAGGCUGGCCGCUGAGUGAGCUAAGGGCCAUGGCCAAAGCAGCUGGGCAGGAGUGCCCUGUGUUCACACCGCCCGGAGGAGAGACCUUGGACCAGGUGAAAAUGCGUGGAAAAGACUUCUUUGAAUUUCUUUGUCAGCUGAUCCUGAAAGAAGCAGGUCAGAGUGAACAGUUUUCCCAAGAAGUCCCGAGCGACUGUCUGGAAAGUUCUUUGGCAGAGAUAUUUCCUUUAGGGAAAAACUGUGCCUCCAAGUUUAAUUCGGACAGCGGCGCUCCAGGGUUAGUGGCCAGUGUCUUAGUUGUGAGUCACGGCGCCUACAUGAGAAGCCUGUUGGAUUAUUUCCUGACCGACCUUAAGUGUUCCUUCCCGGUGACCCUGAGCAGGUCCGAACUCACAUCAGUCAGCCCCAAUACAGGGAUGAGUGUCUUUAUCAUAAACUUUGAGAAAGGAGAAGUGAAACCAACCACCCAGUGUGUGUGUGUGAACCUACAGGGCCACCUGGCUGGGGUGACCAAAAUUCACUAAAUUUAAAUCUGCAUCGAAAUCUAACAGAUGUGAGCCUCUGAGGGAGUGCCUUUGACUUUAUUUCCACUCUCUGCUAAUGCAGACUUGGAAACAGUUACAGAGCUGUCCAUUAGAGCAGGUUAUAAAGCUCGAGUGGAAUCAGAGCCACAUGAAACACUAAUGGAGAACCAUCGAGAAUUGACUUCUGUUUUGUGAGUACAGUUCGAAUUUUCCAGGGUAAUUUUACCGCCCUGCUCAGUGACAUCUCUGGAUUGUAAAUGGAUGAAGGAAUUCAGUAUUGCAAACUGGGGGAGUAAUAAUCCUGUUACUAUGGUUUUUUUGCUUUUUUUAAUGUCCUGGGUUUUUUUGGUAUUUUUCUUUAAUGUCUGAAAAAUCUGGCCUAUUUUAUUGG